Messenger RNA from Clunio marinus, 552 nucleotides. The record is from the annotation of a GenBank genome assembly. Lineage: Eukaryota; Metazoa; Arthropoda; Insecta; Diptera; Chironomidae.
AUGUUAUCAUUGUCUUAUUUAGUAUCAUGUGAAAUCCUAGCUAUUGAUAAUGACAAUAAAACAACCGUUGAUAAAGCAUUUUGCUUCAGAUUCACCUGGCUAGGACCAAAGUAUAACGAAGAUAGUAAAUUUAGAAAUGCAACAUGUAGUGAUAUUGUUAAAGACAAAACUGUUCCCUGUACUCAUCCAUUGGUCGUAACAAACAAUAGUAACAUACCAGACACAGAUUACAUCUGGAAUAAAUACCAAAACAAGCCCAUCCAAGUUGCAUGCCGAUUAGUUAGAGGCGAAGUUUGUGCCAAAUUUUCUUACAAAUUUAAUGGCGCAAUCGAAAAUAUCACAUACUUGUGCACAAAAGUUAACAUAGAAAAUGAGACUGCAGUCAGCCAAGGAUGCUACAAACAAAUGAAAAAUGGUCACGAGAUUGAAGUUUGCGUAUGUGAAUCCAAGGCUGGAAAAAUUCCGUGCAAUUGCGGGAAAAAGUUUGAGUUGAACUUUUUGUUUAUUGCUAUUUUACUGUUUCCCUUGAUACACUUUAUGAUAGACAAUUAA